AUGCCUCGGGUGAUGCUCGGCACCGGCGGUUACGAGGGCUUGUCUGGGAGAGCCGGCAGAGCAGCCAUUCUUGCAGCCCUCAAGAUGGGUUACCGCGGGAUCGAUACUUCUGAAAUGAACAGGAACUUGACCGACGUCCGAUGGGCAUGCACGCGGUCGGGCCUGGCUCGAGAAGACUACUUCCUCGUGGUGAAGAUCCCUCCUUGGAGCCAUGGCCACGAUGGCGUCCUCCAAUCGUUUCGGAGGCAAACUAGCCAGCUGGCUGUGGAUUACGUUGAUUUAUUGCUGAUUCAAUGGCCGCAUGUGUGGUCUUUGGAGCAGCGAGACUGGGGUCCUGAGCAGUGGAGCAGGGCCAGUCAAACGAAAGCUUCACUGCGUGGGGAAACCUGGAGAGCUAUGGAAGAGCUUUUCAACUCUGGCCGGGCUCGUGCGAUCGGGGUCAGCAACCACACGAUCGAGGACAUGGAGGCAAUUCUACAAGGCUGCGUUGUUGCUCCCAUGGUCAUGCAGGGAGAGUCGCACCCGCACUGGCCGAACAGGUCGGUACGUGACUGGUGCAGGAAGCAGUCCAUUGCUUUCCAGGGUUAUGCGCCCUUUGGAGGCCAAGAGACCGAACGUAAUUCCGGCCACCGAGCCGUUGAUGACCCCACAGUCCUCUCAGUGGCAGAGAAGCACCAGCUGACUCCAUUCCAGGUUUGCAUGCAGUGGAAUCAAGCCCGUAACUCCAGCACUGUGGUGAAGUCCAAAAACUCUGGGCACUUGCGCGAGAAUCUGGCUGCUUGCGGGGAGAUGCGCUGCACUGCCACAGAUCUGGGAAGAAUCGAUGAGCGGGCCAAGGAGUUCUUAAAGUAUGGCCCAUGCUACUGGGGCCACAACGAUAUGGACUAUCUGCAUCCUUGGAAGGACGAGGAGAAGAUGUGGGAUGCAAUGCUUCCCGGCGGCCAAGAAGUGUGUGGGCGAAUCUGA
Symbiodinium necroappetens is the source of this 966-nucleotide messenger RNA. The record is from the annotation of a GenBank genome assembly. Lineage: Eukaryota; Dinophyceae; Suessiales; Symbiodiniaceae.